AUGGAUAAUGUUUUCCGGGAGAUCAAAAAUGGAAAUCUCAGUGGGGUGAAAAAAGCCGCCGAAGCAGGAACCUUACUCGGCGAGUAUUCGGCGGCUGGAUUAACACCUCUUGGAGCAGCGAUCCUCCAUAAGAGAGCUGAUAUUGUGAAAUGCCUACUUGAAGCAGGCGCCGACAUCCAGCUGGGGUACAAAUCAGAAAGCUGCCAGGACAAGGAUAAGCUCCAGCCCAACUGGCCUGAAGUAUCCCCUCCGAUCCACUGCGCGGCAGCCUCAGGCGCGGCAGACCUGGUUCGUAUACUGGUUGACCAUGGUGCUGAUGUGAACGACCCCAGCGGUCUUGACUACGGCGCGGAGAUUCUCCCCCUCUUCGCGGCUACGGGGCACGCAACCCAGGCGCUGAUUGAGCUCGGUGCGGAUGUGAGUCGGAUGAACGCUGUGAGGUUCACUCCGCUGGUGCACGCGAUAGCAAGGGAGGAUGUACACUCUGCCAGGCUACUCGUGGAGCACGGCGCCGAUGUGGAGAUCGAGCGAAUGGCAAAAUAUAGGAUCAGGAUUGCCUCCUCCGGUGAUGCCAAGGAUUCGGGCGAGCAGGUCGUUCAGGGCACUUCUUCGCCCUUGAUGGUGGCGGGUCAUCAGGGACGUCUCAGGCAUACGUCGGCCCAGAUGAUCGAGAUACUGGCCGCGGGUGGAGCGGACGUUAAUAGGCGGUACUUGAUCAAGAGCGCCGCAGGUGAUGUCAGUUUCGCUCUACUGUCACUGAUUUGUUGCUCUCGUGUCCCGAUCCCGAAAUUGAAGGGUCAAUAUGCUACGGAUCUUCUCUAUGGUGAGAAAGAAGUGGCAACGAUCAGGGCGCUCAUUGCGGCUGGUGCAGACGUCACGGACCCUCCAGUUCUUGGUUAUGUCUGUGAGGGAGAGAUGCCUUUCUCAGAUUUCAGGCCACGGCUCGAAGUACUCAAGUUGCUAAUUCAGCAUGGCGCGCUGGCCAAUUCCUCAGCGGGUAUUGCUGCUCAGACCGCACUGUUGAAGUCGUUUAGGAAAGAAGCGGAAGCCGAGCUCCAAUUCCAGGAUAUGGCACAGGCACUGGCAGAGGCGGGAGCCUACUGGGAUGUACCAGAAGACCUUGAUCAGGCUGUCAUGCCUAAGUACCUCAACAGGAGACUGCAUAACGGGUCCAAUUGA
Messenger RNA from Truncatella angustata, 1179 nucleotides. RefSeq names its product ankyrin repeat-containing domain protein. Gene Ontology annotation, cellular component: nucleus; cytoplasm. Bases 1 to 1179 code for a protein of 392 amino acids. Gene Ontology annotation, molecular function: protein binding. NCBI's taxonomy places the organism in Eukaryota, Fungi, Ascomycota, Sordariomycetes, Amphisphaeriales, Sporocadaceae. The record is from RefSeq and is a predicted model, not a curated record. The transcript has a single exon.